AUGGAAUUUAUUACAGCAUUUUCAGGUCCUCCGCCGCCUCCAGACCCAGGGUAUGUGAGUGUUCCUGGCGUAGGAUACUACCGCAUUCACAAGGAACUGCACACAUGGGCAGAGGCGAAGGCGAUUUGCGAAGCAGAGGGCGGCCAUUUGCUCAUCAUCAACUCGGAGGCAGAGGACAAAGCGAUUCAGCAAUUGUUGAAGCAAGAACAGAAUAUUCCCAGAUUUAUGUUUAUAGGAUUCAACGACAUGAACAAAGAGGGCUCCUACAUCACAAUUUUUGGGGAUCCGGUGUCUGCCGGUUAUGCACGUUGGAAUCCUGGUCAACCAGACAAUGGAGGAAAUGUUGAAGACUGCGGGUCCAUAUACACGGAUACAGUAGGUCUCAACGACCUUCCGUGCAGUUCAAAAGUGGGCUUCAUUUGCGAGCAACGCCGCUGGAGCGUGAACACGGUGCCUGUUGGCGUGCGCAGAAGGCGCGAGGCGUGGGCGCUGGCACUGUUGCUGGCGUGCGUGGCGAGGCGGGGGCUAAACGAAGGAUUGCUCUAG
Gryllus bimaculatus (two-spotted cricket) is the source of this 546-nucleotide messenger RNA. Lineage: Eukaryota; Metazoa; Arthropoda; Insecta; Orthoptera; Gryllidae. The record is from the annotation of a GenBank genome assembly.